GGUACACGCUCAUUUAAAUUUAUACGAAAUGGCUGAUUUACUUAGUUUGAAAGAAAUUACAAACCUCAGAGAAGUAUUUUCUGCGUAUGAUACAGAUGGUGAUGGAAAUAUCACCCCAGAGGAUUUAGACCAAAUAUUUGCUUCAAUGGGGCAAAGUGCAAGUUCGCGAAAAAAUACGCAAAAAUCAGUUGAUGCGGACGCCGAUUCAAAUGGCAUGAUAGAUUUUCCCGAAUUUCUAACUAUCAUAGCAGUUCAUCUUAAUGAUCCUGAAGAAAAGGAGUGUCGAUUAAAACGAGUUUUUAAGCUUUAUGAUUUAGGUAACACUGGUUACAUAUCCGCUACAAACUUAAGACUUGUGAUGGAACGCUUAGGUUGUCCCUUAACACCCGAGGAGGCAUUCGAAAUGAUUAAUGAGGCAGACACUGAUGGUGAUGGAAAAUUAAAUUUCGAAGAUUUUAAGAGAGUUGCUGCUGAUGAGUGGAAUUUCUAAAACUAUUUUUACCAAAUUUACUACUAGUUUAUCCUUCCAAGUUUUAUUAUCCAUGUAUAGGCCAACUUUCAAUGAUAUGGUACAAUCCCUUUUCCAAAAAAGAAAACAUAAAAAAAAAAA
Phytomonas sp. Hart1 is the source of this 610-nucleotide messenger RNA. The record is from the annotation of a GenBank genome assembly. NCBI's taxonomy places the organism in Eukaryota, Euglenozoa, Kinetoplastea, Trypanosomatida, Trypanosomatidae.